AUGGCUUAUACCGAGAGCCAGAUCAGCGACGCCAUUUCGGAUGAGCAGAUUGAGUCUCAAUACGAAGAGGAAGAUGUCGGUAGGGGUAUGGGUGCUCUGCACCACAUUCGUUCCAGGACACGAAGUCGAGGACACGGCGACGACAAUGUCAUCGGGUGGAAGUACAAGGACGCUGACGAUCCAUACAAUUGGCCAGCGCCCAAGAAAGCAGCCAUUACUUCCCUGACCGGCCUCCUUGUCAUCAACUCGACCGUGGGAUCUUCCCUCCCCAGCAUGGCUGUACCUAAGAUGGCUGAGCUGUGGAACGUCACCUCGCACGAGCAGAUGGUCCUUCCCAUAUCCGUCUACCUGAUCGGCUACGUCGCCGGCCCCAUGAUAUGGGGACCCCUCAGCGAGCAUCUUGGGCGUCGGAACCUGACCAUCAUCACAUUCAUCUGCUUCUCCCUCUUCACCAUGGCCUGCGGCUUCUCACCCAGCUGGCCGGCGCUGCUGGUGUUUCGCCUCUUCUGCGGUCUCUUUGGAAGCUCGCCAAUUGCCAUCGUCGCGGGUAUACUGGCUGAUAUGUACAACGAUGCUAGGGAAAGGGGAAGAGCAUUUUCAAUCUUCAUGGUGACAACCGUUUUUGGUCCCCUAUUGGCCCCCAUCAUAUCAGGGUUCUGCUCCGACACCAUCGGCUGGCGCUGGACCUUCUGGGUGGCCGUGAUGCUAUGCGCCGUGACGCUUGUCGCCCUCGUGGCCUUUCUCCCCGAGACGUACGGCCCCAUCCUGCUGCACCGGCGCGCCAUCCGUAUGCGCAAGGAGGACCCCAGCUCCCGGGUCAUUGCGCCGCGCGAGCUCGAGACGACCAACAUGUCACACCUGUUCACCGUGGUGCUGACACGCCCGAUCCGCAUGCUCUUCUCCGAGGCCAUCGUGUCGGCCACGUGCGCAUACCUGGCUCUCGUGUACGCCAUCUUCUACAUGUCCUUCCAGGCCUUCCCCAUAAUCUUCCGCGACCUGUACGGUCUCUCGACGGGAGUCACGGGUCUGUGCUACCUCCCCAUUGGCGGCGGGGCUAUGCUGUCACUCCCCAUAUUCUGGACCUGGGACCACAUACUUUCCCAGGCCGUCGCCCAGGGCAAGCCCUGGACCAGGCGAGAGGAAUUUCGCCGCCUGCCGCUUGCCCUGCUCGGCGGGCCCUUAUUCGUCGUCGCCCUGUUCUGGCUGGGAUGGUCCGCAAAGGCCGACACCUCCUUCGUGGCACCCAUGAUCGCCGGCGUGCCCUUUGGCCUCGGCUUCAUGCUCAUCUUCAUGGCCCUGCUCAAUUACCUCACCGACGCCUACGACUUCUUCGCCGCCUCCGCAAAUGCCGUCGCCUCCAUGUGCCGGUCCCUGCUGGCCGUCGUCCUGCCCCUCGCCACCACUCCCAUGUUUGCCUCGCUCAAGAUCUCGGGUGCCUGCUCGCUCCUCGGUGGCCUCAGCGCGGGCAUGUGCGUCAUCCCCAUCAUCUUCAUAUGGAAGGGCCCUUCCAUCAGGGCGAGGUCCAAGUUCUGCAUCGCCCUCACCGAGAAGAGGGAGCAUGUCGCACGUAAGCUCGAGGAGGAGAGGUUGAAGCUCGAGAGGGAGGAAGCCAAGGAGAAGGGCGAAGAGGUCUGA
This is a messenger RNA of Geosmithia morbida, 1635 nucleotides long. Its product is annotated as Fungal trichothecene efflux pump (TRI12). Lineage: Eukaryota; Fungi; Ascomycota; Sordariomycetes; Hypocreales; Bionectriaceae. The transcript has 4 exons. The coding region runs from base 1 to 1635 and encodes 544 amino acids. Gene Ontology annotation, molecular function: transmembrane transporter activity. The record is from RefSeq and is a predicted model, not a curated record. Gene Ontology annotation, biological process: transmembrane transport.